AUGAAAGGAAUUAUGCAUCAACGGGAGACGGUAUCAGCCAUACAGCCUUUAUGGAGCCAAAUGCAGAUAAAGUUCCAAUUGGGGGCAGUCUACAAGUUGCUAGCAGAUGAUGGGCAACGUAUUCCGUGGAUAAACCUUAUUCAUCAUAACAUUGCGAGGCCUCGGGCGAUUUUCACUCUUUGGCAGGCAUGCCACAAAAAACUGGCAACACGGGACAGACUAAGACAAUUCGGUUUGUUGGCUUAUAGUGAGUGUAGUUUCUAUCCUUAUGAGGAAACUCAUGAACACCUCUUCUUUGAAUGUGAGGAAACUAAGAAGAUUUGGAAAGUUUUUUUGCUUUGGAUCCAAAUAGAUCAUGCACCCUGCUCUUGGAGCGUUGAAAUGUCAUGGCUGGUGAACAAAACGAAAGGUAAAGGAAAACUUGUUGCACUUAUUCGCCUGGCUAUAGCUGAAACUGUGUACAGUGUAUGGCGACACAUGAAUGAUACCUGUUUUGGCACUAGACAACAUAGAGAUACUAUAAUUAAAAGUAUCAUAGACACAAUCACAUAUAGGGGGUGGUAUAGUAAGGUGCUUAGAGCACACAUAGCUUUAUUGAUGUUAUAA
Messenger RNA from Vicia villosa (hairy vetch), 606 nucleotides. RefSeq lists its product as uncharacterized. NCBI's taxonomy places the organism in Eukaryota, Viridiplantae, Streptophyta, Magnoliopsida, Fabales, Fabaceae. The record is from RefSeq and is a predicted model, not a curated record. The coding region runs from base 1 to 606 and encodes 201 amino acids. The transcript has a single exon.